AUGAAACUGUUCAAUUUGUAUAACCGCUGUCUAAGAACCCAUCCCAAGACUACAAAUGCUAUCAUGACUGGGACUUUAUUCGGAGUAGGGGAUAUUAGUGCCCAAAUACUAUUUGCCCCUACUGAACAACCAAAACAAGGUGAUGAGAUUGAGCAAAAGAAGAAGAACUUCGACUGGCAUAGAACUUCUAGAGCUGUUAUUUACGGGUCAAUGAUUUUCUCGUUCAUUGGAGACAAAUGGUACAAGAUUCUACAAAAUAACGUGAAGUUGCCACUACGGUUUCAACAUAACAAGAGCCUCUCCAUGCUUUACAAAGUGAGUGUUGAUCAAUUGGCAUUUGCACCCCUGGGGGUGCCCUUCUAUUUCAGUUGUAUGACGAUUAUGGAAGGUGGGACCAUGAAGGAUGUGGAGACAAAGAUCAAGACACAAUGGUGGAGGACACUAGUGACUAAUUGGUGUGUUUGGCCAUUGUUUCAAAUGGUUAAUUUCACUUGGGUGCCCUUACAACAUCGAUUAUUGGCAGUAAAUGUUGUAGCAAUCUUUUGGAACACUUAUUUGUCGUAUAUGAAUUCUCGAGUUCCUUUGGAAAAACAGUAUCCUGUGCAUUAUCCGCCCGUGGUGGAGUAA
Molecule: messenger RNA, 627 nt
Organism: Naumovozyma castellii
Lineage: Eukaryota; Fungi; Ascomycota; Saccharomycetes; Saccharomycetales; Saccharomycetaceae
Gene: SYM1
Product: ethanol metabolism protein
Exons: 1
Coding region: 1-627 (208 amino acids)
Source: RefSeq, a predicted model, not a curated record